Messenger RNA from Salvia splendens (bonfire salvia), 1412 nucleotides. Its product is annotated as signal peptide peptidase. The transcript has 12 exons. Gene Ontology annotation, biological process: membrane protein proteolysis. Gene Ontology annotation, cellular component: lumenal side of endoplasmic reticulum membrane; cytoplasmic side of endoplasmic reticulum membrane; membrane. Gene Ontology annotation, molecular function: aspartic endopeptidase activity, intramembrane cleaving. Lineage: Eukaryota; Viridiplantae; Streptophyta; Magnoliopsida; Lamiales; Lamiaceae. Bases 208 to 1224 code for a protein of 338 amino acids. The record is from RefSeq and is a predicted model, not a curated record.
CUAAAGUAAAUAAAUAAAUAAAAAUUUCCAUUUCUCUCCUCUCUCCGUCUCUCACCGCGGCCGCCUCAGCCUUUUUUCUUCCUUAUUCUCGGCGGACCGACCACCGCGUCAGUUCCCCCACCGUGGACUUGUGCUCGCCAUCUUCUUCUCAGACACACCGUAAUAUUGUAAACUGAGGGACACUUCAAAAUUUCUGAAGUUAUUAGAAUGAAGAACCAUGAGCGUCUUGCUAAUUUGGCUCUGGCAGCUUUGACCCUUGCACCACUUGUUGUGAAGGUAGACCCAAAUUUGAAUGUCAUUUUGACAGCUUGUUUAACUGUCUACGUGGGAUGUUAUCGCUCUGUUAAGCCUACUCCACCAUCAGAAACGAUGUCCAACGAACAUGCCAUGCGGUUUCCAUUGGUUGGGAGUGCAAUGUUGCUGUCACUAUUUUUACUUUUCAAAUUUCUAUCAAAAGACUUGGUUAAUGCUGUUUUGACGUGCUAUUUUUUUGUACUUGGGAUUGCUGCACUAGCGGCAACACUGCUACCUGAAAUUCAAGGGUUCCUGCCCAAACCAUGGAAUGAUAAUGUUAUUACAUUACGGUUCCCAUAUUUCAAGUCUUUGGAGUUUGAGUUCACAAAAUCACAGAUAGUUGCUGCCAUUCCUGGAACCUUCUUUUGCGCGUGGUAUGCUAAGCAGAAGCAUUGGCUAGCUAACAAUAUCUUGGGGCUUGCCUUCUCCAUUCAGGGAAUUGAAAUGCUUUCACUUGGCUCGUUCAAGACUGGAGCCAUUCUAUUGGCUGGGCUUUUUGUGUAUGACAUAUUCUGGGUCUUCUUCACCCCUGUUAUGGUUAGCGUUGCGAAAUCUUUUGAUGCCCCAAUAAAGCUGUUGUUCCCUACAUCAAAUUCUGCUCGCCCAUUUUCAAUGUUAGGACUUGGUGAUAUAGUGAUUCCUGGGAUUUUUGUAGCAUUAGCUCUUAGAUUUGAUGCCUCAAGAGGGAAGGACAGCCAAUAUUUUAAGAGUGCUUUCCUAGGAUAUACAGCUGGUCUGGUUGCCACAAUCAUCGUAAUGAACUGGUUUCAAGCUGCACAACCUGCUCUGCUCUAUAUCGUGCCUGGUGUCAUUGGAUUUUUGGCUGCUCACUGCUUAUGGAAUGGUGAAGUUAAACCCUUGUUGGCAUUUGAUGAAUCGAAAUCAAAAACUGAAGAGACUGAUGAAAACUCUAACAAGAAAGCAGACUGAGGCUUGGUUGGUAGGCAAGAUGCAACUUACAGACAUGUGUGAAGGCUUUCGUAGUCGACUAACUUGAAACAGAAUGUUAUACCUGAUCUUUGUUAUGAGCUAAAAACGUAUUAGCCCCUCGUACCCUGCCCAGGCCGAUAUAAGAAUUUUGAUGUGAAUCUAUAACCAGAUUAUGUUGGGGCCUUUUA